AUGGAUAGGGUUAAAGUGGUGAAGCUACCAUUCAAACCAGUUGCCUUCAUGCCUGAACAACAAGAUAUGGAGAGUGAGGAAGUCAAAACCCUUAAGGAAGAAAUAGAAAAGAUGAAGCAGAAAAAUGGUAAGCUUGUUAAUGAUCUUCAGAAAGCUCACCAUGAAUAUAUAGAUCUCAAACAUGACAUUGAAGCCAGGAUCAGAACUUGUGAUGUAUUAAUAAAGAAGCAGAGAGAGGAAAGAAACCAUCACUUUAGAGUACAACAAGAUCUCGAGGCAGCUAACAAAGAGCUAGCUUUGAGAGGCAAAGAGAAGAAAACGGUGGUAUUGUCUGGAUGUGAGAAAAUUGCAUUAUGUGAAGAAUUGGCAAGAGACAAAAGGGAGGCCUUAAACAAGCUGCGAAAUGCACAGGUUAGGAUUAAGGAAAUGGAGCAACAGACAGAAAAAAUGACAGCAGCUUAUGAGGCAAAGCUAGAAGAAGAGCGUUGGUAUAAAGCAGAGUUAGAAAAUGACAUACAGUACAGGAAUAGAGAGUUUGAGAGACAGAUGAAGGAUACAGUAUCAACUUAUGAAGCAAAAGUGGCUGAGGAGAGUUGGUACCGGGCAGAGUCGGAGGAGGAAAAUCAGAGAUUGAUAACUGAAUGUGCUUAG
This is a messenger RNA of Vigna unguiculata (cowpea), 651 nucleotides long. The record is from RefSeq and is a predicted model, not a curated record. NCBI's taxonomy places the organism in Eukaryota, Viridiplantae, Streptophyta, Magnoliopsida, Fabales, Fabaceae.